This is a messenger RNA of Limulus polyphemus (Atlantic horseshoe crab), 1179 nucleotides long. RefSeq names its product papilin-like. Gene Ontology annotation, molecular function: protein binding. The transcript has 5 exons. Lineage: Eukaryota; Metazoa; Arthropoda; Merostomata; Xiphosura; Limulidae. The coding region runs from base 1 to 1179 and encodes 392 amino acids. The record is from RefSeq and is a predicted model, not a curated record.
AUGAAAGCUAUUUUGUUGAUGGAGAAAUUGUUAGAUCAGAUGAUCCAUGCCAGCAUUGUUACUGUUCAAAAAGCGAAGUCAUUUGUGCCAUACAAGAAUGUAAACCGCCAAGAGAAGGGUGUAAACCUCUACCACGAAAGGAAGGACAGUGUUGUCCACAGAACUGCCAAUGAAAAUUUUACCACUGAUGAUGCUGUUACUUCACCAACAUCAGAAGAACCAGAAACAACCGAAGACACUAACAUUAUAACCACAAAUGAAACAGAGACGACUGAUGAACCCGCUACUACUACAUCAGGAGAGCCGGACACAACUGACGACACUUCUGAAGCUACAACAAACGAUACAGAGACGACUGAUGAACCCGCUACUACUACAUUAGGAGAGCCAGACACAACUGAUGAAACUUCUGAAGCUACAACAAACGAUACAGAGACGACUGAUGAACCCGCUACUACUACAUUAGGAGAGCCAGACACAACUGACGACACUUCUAUAACAACCACAAAUGAAACAGAGACGACUGAUGAACCCGCUACUACUACAUUAGGAGAGCCAGACACAACUGACGAUACUUCUGAAGCUACAACAAAUGAAAGAGAGACGACUGAUGAACCCGCUACUACUACAUCAGGAGAGCCAGACACAACUGACGACACUUCUGAAGCUACAACAAACGACACAGAGACGACUGAUGAACCUGCUACUACUACAUUAGAAGAGCCAGACACAACUGACGACACUUCUAUAACUACCACAAACGAAACAGGGACGACUGAUGAACAAGCUUCUACCACAUCAGGAGAGCCACACACAACUGAUGACACUUCUGCUGCUAUCACAAAUGAAACAGAGACAACUGAUGAACCUGCUACAAGUACACCAGAAGAAACAAACGCAACUGACGACACUUCUGUUGUUGCUACAAAAGAAACAGAAACAACUGAUGAACAAGAAACAACGACAGCUGGAGGGUGCUUUAUUGAUGAAAGCUCUUUUGCUGAUGGAGAAAUUGUUGGAUCAGAUGAUCCAUGCCAGCACUGUUAUUGUUCGAAAAGCGAAGUGAUUUGUGCCACACAAGAAUGUAAGCCACCAAGGGAAGGAUGCAAACCUCUACCACGGAAGGAAGGACAGUGUUGCCCUGAUAAAUAUGAAUGUCUACUGGUUCUUAAGUCUUAG